GGUCGAGAGGCGCAACACGGCCGCGGAUUCGAGUCAGCAGCUCUCCUCGGGCAGCCUCGGGCCACACAUGCAUCACCGCCAGCUAGCGCAGCACUCUUCCGAGCACGCCCAACAGCAUCCCCACGGCAGUUUCCGCAGCCCGCAUAUGCAGGGAUCGGCGCCUGCGCCGCACGGAUCGCAGGACUCUGAUCGGUCCAUUCAACGCACCGACACCCUGAUUGUUCGCCAUUCGCCGCCGCCAACGCUGGGUCCGCAGUAUGCAUCGCCAUCGGGGGCAUCAGCACAUCGUGAUCGCGAACGGGACCGAGACGAGCGUGGGCACGAUAUGCGUCCAUCACCCUCCCAUGCCUCGCUGACAGGGCCAACCCAGGAUCGCCUGGAAUCCCGUUCUGAACUGGGUCGAAGUCCGCGCCCGCACUACACCGACGAACGUGAGCGUCGACCUAGAGAAGAUGAACAAGGAGGGAUGUCGCACUCUACCUCGCUAUCCAAUGGUCCUAUGAGCGGGGGCCCAUCUUCCGCCUCGAACUCUCCUGCCGAGACCGGUGUUGCCACCACGAGUAAACCUUCUCCCCCUGCCACCGACCGCCCUAGUAGAGCUCAUUCGCCCUCGCAGCUCAUGGACCUAGACGCUGAUGCGGACGCGGAUGCAGAUGGCGAAGCCGAGGUGGAUACUGGUAUCGAUGCAGAUGCCGAUGCAGACGCUGACGCUGAUGCAGACGCUGACCUCCUGGAAGCCGUCGAUGCUGCAGAAGCAAACAACACUUCCUCUGAUGAAUGGCUAAAGAAAGAAGAAUCUUAGGACACCAUUUUCCGAAUGUCGUCGCUGCUCUAAUAAAUGUACCGCUACGCUCUCUCCUUUUUGGGUCGCUGAUGUUGGUUCUAUCUGUAUCAAUGCACGUCAAAAUGUACAUAUGCACGCCCCUCUCCUGUUGUGUUACGACUGUAUCCUUUGUACGAUCCUCGCUAUCCCUCGCUAUCGUUUGCCUAGGUCUCCUGACGCCUAUAUACCUAAUACAUCAAUGAUCUACAAGCCUCAAUGAGUGAGAAGAUGGUCCGGAGCUGGGACAACUCUUGAUGUUCAACAAUCUUUAUCACCGGCGAUUGCGACUUUGACCCG
This is a messenger RNA of Gloeophyllum trabeum ATCC 11539, 1120 nucleotides long. RefSeq lists its product as uncharacterized. The transcript is spliced from 2 exons. The coding region runs from base 68 to 802 and encodes 244 amino acids. The record is from RefSeq and is a predicted model, not a curated record. NCBI's taxonomy places the organism in Eukaryota, Fungi, Basidiomycota, Agaricomycetes, Gloeophyllales, Gloeophyllaceae.